UCUGCAGAUAGACCUCCCUUUUUGCGCGGCCAGAGCUGCCGGCGUCGGUGCGUAGCGGCGCGCAGACUUCCGCGUCCCCGGGUUCCGGCUCGUGAGCGCCGGACAACCGCGCGCCAUCUUCACCAAGCGCCAUGGCGGCGGCCGGCGGGCCGGAAGCGGCUGGAUGCUGCCCUGUGUUUAGUCUCCUUUUGCUUCUGUUGAUCGCCGGUUCUGCCUGGGGCUGGAACGACCCUGACAGAAUAUUAUUGCGGGAUAUAAAAGCUCUUACUCUCCACCAUGACCGCUAUACCACUUCCCGUAGGUUGGAUCCCAUCCCACAGUUGAAAUGUGUUGGAGGCACAGCUGGAUGUGAUUCUUAUACCCCAAAAGUCAUACAGUGUCAGAACAAAGGCUGGGAUGGUUAUGAUGUGCAGUGGGAAUGUAAGACUGAUUUAGAUAUCGCGUACAAAUUUGGAAAAACUGUGGUGAGCUGUGAAGGCUAUGAAUCCUCUGAAGACCAGUAUGUACUAAGAGGUUCCUGUGGCUUGGAGUAUAACUUAGAUUACACAGAACUUGGCCUGAAGAAAUUGAGAGAGUCUGGAAAAAACCAUGGCUUUAACUCUUUCUCUGAUUAUUAUAAUAAGUUGUACUCCCCAGAUUCUUGUAACAUCAGUGGAGUCCUUACCAUUGUGGUGCUGCUUGCUAUUGCCUUUGGAGUUUAUAAAUUCUUCCUCAGUGAUGGUCAAGACUCUCCUCCACCAUAUUCUGAGUAUCCUCCAUAUUCUCAUCAGUAUCAGAGAUUCAGCAACUCAGCAGGACCCCCUCCCACAGGCUUCAAGCCUGAAUUCACAGGACCGCAUGGUGCAACUUACGGUUUUGGCAGUGCUUUCACGGGACAAGGAGGACAUGAAAAUUCAGGACCAGGGUUCUGGACCGGCUUGGGAACUGGAGGAAUAUUAGGAUAUUUGUUUGGCAGCAAUAGGUAGGCUUUGCAUUUAUCUCACCUGCUCUU
This is a messenger RNA of Vicugna pacos (alpaca), 991 nucleotides long. NCBI's taxonomy places the organism in Eukaryota, Metazoa, Chordata, Mammalia, Artiodactyla, Camelidae. The record is from RefSeq and is a predicted model, not a curated record.